CUAAAAAUUAAGAGGAGAAGGAAAAUAGACAGACGGAAAUAAGACUAAGCAGUGACUCUAGAGAGAGAGUGUAGAGUGAUAGGGAAGCAGAGAAAGAUCGAUUAUCAUCAUCGAUCAUCAUCUCAGAAACUCAAACACAAAAUCAACCAACCAACACAAAGAAGAUGUGGAGAAACAGGAAGAGAAAGGAUGAGGGUGAUUUUAUCGACGACGGAGACGUCAAAGCCAGAAAAAACCCUAAGAAAGCCGCUGAUGAUUCUGACAGUAUCGUCGUGUGUGAGAUUUCAAAAAAUAGGAGGGUUUCUGUGAGGAACUGGCAGGGGAAAGUUGUGGUGGAGAUUCGGGAGUUCUAUGUCAAAGAUGGUCAGGAAUUUCCCGGCAAAAAAGGUAUCUCCCUAUCCAUGGAUCAGUGGAGCAUACUCCGGGAUCACGUGGAAGAAAUUGACAAGGGAGUGGCAGGGAAUUCAUAGUGGCUGCAGCAGUGCAUUGUUUUUUUGCUUUUCUGCAAGUUAUAUUUCCUCCCGUCACAAAAUAUUUUUUUCUCUCGUUGACAAGUGAUAAAUGUACGACUCAUCUCUGUUUAUUUUGGGUUCACAGGGAGUAGCAGCAGCAGCUUAACGUCAUUUCCAUUUUGUAACUUUGUAAAUGAUGCUGGUCGGAAAACAAGAUAAAACAAUUGCUAUUAGUAGUUAUUUAGUCCUGCUGCAGGGGUUUCACUAACUAAAACUUAGGAAAGGACCAACCCAGUCUAUUUUCCUUUUGUUUAGUUGUUUCACACCCAGACUAUUUUACUUUUUUUAGUUGUGUUAGAUGAUAACAGUUGUAGUACUCUUUUUUCAGUUUGAAAGUUAUCCAUUGUCUAUUUUGUUUGACAACUCCCUUUGUGGCCAUAUAUGUUUUUGCCUUGUCAUGGACAAUAUACUUACUGUUGAAGGCAAAGAUGGAGCAGCGCAAAGUUCAACAGAGAACAAGUUACACUUGGUAGGGCUUUUGACAUGGAGCUGUAGUCGAAGACCAAUUAUGCAUUUGUAGAUGAUCCUCGCCCAGCAGCUAGUAAUAAACCUGACGUAUCCCUUAUCUCAACGGCGUCAUGGCUGCAACUUGCUUCUCUAUGACUAUUGUGCUUCAACCUGACUUGAGCUGAGAUAAAACUAUAUUGGCCAAAGGAUAUUUCUCCAAAGGUCAACUCAUUAUGAGAAGGAAAUGUUACAAGCCAGAGGAAAUAAUCUCAAUGUUAGCAGUGUUGAGUCUGUUGACUGCGAAUUCCGUCAAGCAUUCAUCCUGGGUUUUGUUGGCUGAUCUGGAAUUCCUACAUGAAGACUUUUAAGAUUAAAUGGGUGUUUACGAAUUCCCUGCUGUAGAAUUUCCUAGUCCGGCGUCAGAACAAGUUAAGAAUAACAAAAUUUGGAGUGGAUGAGCCUUUCGUUGUGCGUUGGACAAUUUGGGAAGAACGUACCAGGACUGUUUGGAGGCAGAAAAAUCUAAAGAGCUUAUAAAUCAUGUAAUCUACAGUUAGAAAUCAAUCUUUCAUUUGACACUAGUCUCCAGUGACAUCUGAACGUUCCUCCUACUCUCGGGUUUCACAGACACUAAUGGUGGUGUUGAUAUUCAUGUAAAGAGUAGAGGGAUGAAACCAAUGGAACUAGGGAAAAGAGAGACAGAGAGACUAAGAAACUAUUAACCAUGUAGUCAGGAUUUUACAGGAAAUCUUGAUUCUGGAAACAAUUUUGCUCAGUCAUUUUUCAAAAUUUUGUAUA
Messenger RNA from Papaver somniferum (opium poppy), 1757 nucleotides. RefSeq names its product RNA polymerase II transcriptional coactivator KIWI-like. The coding region runs from base 165 to 470 and encodes 101 amino acids. Gene Ontology annotation, molecular function: transcription coactivator activity; DNA binding. The record is from RefSeq and is a predicted model, not a curated record. The transcript has 4 exons. Lineage: Eukaryota; Viridiplantae; Streptophyta; Magnoliopsida; Ranunculales; Papaveraceae. Gene Ontology annotation, cellular component: transcription regulator complex; nucleus. Gene Ontology annotation, biological process: positive regulation of transcription initiation by RNA polymerase II.